GGGCUGGAUGUAACAUGUAUCUACUUUAUUAUUUUUAAUUAGCUCACAUGAUGUUAAAAAAUAUUAAAACUAAUGAGAGAUUGUUUUACGGAAGGACCUUUUUUAAAACUUUGGCAUUAAAUUUUGUCAUUAAAACCUUUUUUGUGUGUGUGUGCAGUUUACAAGUUGACAAGUUUAAACUCAAAGUGCAUCUUAUGAGAAAUUAUUAUUUAAGUUCUUCCUGUCUGACGGUCAGAAUUGUCAGUUUUUAUUAUUUUAUGUUCCUACUGUUUUCUGGGCUGUAAUUCACCCGAGGCUCAACAAUAUGCUGAUGGACGGCCUCUGAAGGGGAGCUUGGCUGACCUUCAGGAACACAAGCUCUUCUGGGCAGCUUGUAAAGGAAGACAAAAAUUAGCAUAAUUAGCUGCUAAUGAUAUGAUAAUGAAGGUUUGUCAGCUUGUUAUUUUUUAGACAACCAUAAAUGUUUUCAAAUAAUUAUUUAUCUCAGUCAAAUAACAUUUUUUUUGCCUUGAGUGCUUUGAAUCUGCUUUCCUUUUGUAUCUGAAAAAGAACUUGAGGUUGGGAGUUGUUUUAUAGCUGCUCAGCUGCUCCACCACAUACCACAGACAGACGGGCGGGCCGGCCCGGUCCCAGUCAGGGGUGGGUGGGCGUCCAGGAAUGGUCGGUUUAAGGUGGAGUCGGUGGGAUCGGAGUGGGGGAUUCGUGCGUCAUCAUUAGACUUUAAACCCUCGAAAACAGAAACCUCGUCCUGCAGUCAGUCAAAACGUUUUGCAGGUCCAUGUGCCGACAUCUAAACUUURUUUGGUUUGGUUUUAAAGAGACACAAACAAACCGCAGCCAUUAGAGCGACAGGAGCCAGACUGGCCCAUUUUCUCCUGCGUCUCCCCGAUGAUUCCCAGAAAAGAGCAAACAACAUCAAUAUUUCAGCACUCGUAUCAUGCAGGCAGCUAUAACUUCCAUUAAUCAGGCUCAUCACAAGAUUUUAUUUUUUACACCAAGGGGAGCUGAAACUUAAACAUUCAGAUUAAAUAUCCAGAUUACUGGUGGAUUAAUGUAUCAGUCAGAUUACUUGGAAUGAUGCAUCAAGUUUGUUUUAAUUUGAUCUUAUCUGGAUUCGAUCACAGCUGAAAUGUCAGCCUUUUAGCUCUCAGUGAGUCAGCAGGGUGUUGAUGGUGAUGAUGAUGAGUUCCUUCCUCUUCUUUUUAUUUUUAUUUUUUUGGUGAAGGGGGGGGGGGGGUACAGAUCAGGCGAAUGCUGCAAAUGUCCACUCUCUGCAGAUACGCUCUGAACACAAAUUCAAAGACCCAUUUUAUUGUUAAUAUUUUACUUUUUCUCUUUAUUUAUAUUGAUGCAUGCAUAUUGCAACUUAUUUUGCAACUUUGUUUUACAUUCUGACUGAACCACAGGGUUUAUUUAGCUGCAGAAUAUCUCUGAAAAUACAGAUUUUUGUAGUUUUAAAGUGCUUCAAAUGACAGCAUCUUUGUUCUGCUUUCACAGUUAGGGGCUGUCUGAAUCGAAAGGGGGAAAAAAAGGAUUGUUUGGCUGUCCUUAAAGAUGACUCAGCAAGCUUGAACUUCUUCAGAGAUUGAGUGGACGAGAUGUACGAAGCUUUCUGCAUCCAGAGCCGUCUGAGGGAUGGAGCCAGCCGGAUGAAGCAGGCCUUCUCCUCCUCUCCCUCCACUAAAGGCACCAAAGAGAGCAUCGCAGAGGUCAACCGCCGCUACAAAGAAUAUACUGAGAACAUGAGCACGUUUGAGAGCGAGCUGGAGAAUCUGCUCGGGGAGUUUCACAUCAAGAUGAAAGGAUUGGCAGGAUUUGCUAGACUCUGUCCUGGAGACCAAUAUGAGAUCUUCAUGCGGUACGGUCGGCAGCGGUGGAAGCUGAAAGGCAGGAUUGAAGUGAACUCCAGACAAAGCUGGGAUGGAGACGAGAUGAUCUUCAUGCCGCUCAUCUCUGACCUCAUCAACAUCAAGGUGACCGAGCUGAAGGGCCUGGCCACUCACAUGCUGGUCGGCAUCUGUGAGACCAAGGAGCUGUUCACCGCCAUGCCUCAGGUGGUGGCUGUGGACGUCAACGACCUGGGAACCAUCAAACUCAACCUGGAGGUGACGUGGUAUCCCUUCGAUGUUGAAGACCUGACUCUGUCCUCCGGAAACUUGAGUAAAGCCACGGUCCUGCAGAGACGAGUGUCUGUCUACAGCCAGGGCACUCCGGAGACCCCCACCUUCCAGGACAACUCCUUCUUUAAAUGGCAGCCGUACCCCGUGCAGCGUCAGCGCCUCUCUUUCCUCCAAAUGCUCCGAGAGACGCUGCUGGAGAAGCUAAGGCGCAGUCGCUCCUUUGGGGACCUGGCCUCGCUUCGGCCAAGACCCAAAUCCAGUCUGGAGGUCUAUGCCACUUUGCCAGACGACGUCUUUGAGAACGGCGGCUGCGGCAUGGCCGAGUGCAAGCGCCUGUCCUUCACCUUCUCUGACACAUCGGGGUCGAUGCCCAGCCCGGCCCAGAGUUCCUUCUCCCAGAGCCAGUCCAACCCCGAGAUCACAGUGACUCCUCCGGAAACGGAGUCCUUUACUGCACAGAUCCUCCAAACGAGGGAGGACUCCAUUGCCGAGGAGCGUUUGGUGGAGGAGGAGGAGGAGGAAGAGGAAGAUGAGGAGGAGUAUGAAGAGGAUGGAGAGACGGGUAGUAGAGGGAGCAAAACCAGUGCCAGCUUCGCCAGCGAUGAGGCAGAUGUCGCCGAAGACUCGGAGUGGGAACGCACCGAGUCGCAGCGUAACUCCAGCUACAACUGCGGCUUCGCCGAGCCGUSCCUGUGCUCCGACGGACACGUGUCCACCGUGGCUCCCGAGGACGUCUUCCUGGAUCACGCCGACGAACUGAAGCCGGUGGAGUUGGACACGGAGGAGCCGGGCAGCCUGACCAGGCAGCUGGUGAAGAGGCUGACCUCCUCGGAAAUCAUCCCCAGCGGUGGCGGCGGCUUCACGGAGGGUGGAGGGAGCCUGAGCUGGGCGGGAGAGGGGAGCCGGGCGUUCCUGGAGAGCAGCCUGGAGGAGGCCAUCCACUGCCUGCUGACCAAACUGGAGUCUCUGACCCAUCGCUGCCGAGAGCUGCAGGACCUGGAGCAGGAAGUGAUGCGCCUGGAGGACCUCCUCAAGUGUCGUCUCCCGGGUCACAGAAGUCGGUCCUCCAGCCUCAGUCUGACCAUAGAGAGCGCUCUGGAGAGUUUUGACUUCCUCAACACGUCUGACUUCGACGACGACGAUACCGGCGACGAUAACGCCGGGAUUAACAGCCCCCCGCAGAAGUCUCCGCUUUAUGAUGUCGACGGAGAGAGGAUCGAGGGCCAGCACCCGGAGGCGAGGGGACACCUGAGCGAAGCCCUGACCGAAGACACCGGGGUGGGGAACAGCGUGGCAGGAAGUCCCAUGCCCCUCACCACUGGAAAUGAAAACCUGGACGUGGCCAUCGUCAUCCACCUUCAGUACUGUAAUCACCUCAUACAGCUGUUGAGCAGCGGGGUCGGGGUGUGGCAGCGUCGCAGUUUGCUCCUCAAACUGUCCGGGCAGACCCAGCUGUUGGAGGAGCUGGCAGAGAUCAGCGUGGACCGGCUGGGAGCUGUUACCUCGGCUGCUGACGUCCUCCCGAGCCUCGCCCAGCGCCCUCAGCUGAUGACGCUGUGGUCCGAGUGCAGCGGGUCUGCGGGGCUUUUCCACACCACGCUGGACCGUGUGUUCAAGCACAUGAAGCAGCGCUACACGAYGGUGCUGCAGGAGAGACACUCACACGGCGCUGAGACAGUCAUCAGCAUGGUGGUGGGUGAGAUGGUGGACAGGAGCGAUUUGGCCGCAGCUCACAGCCCGCCUCCCGUAGCCGCAGCUCUCUCCCAGGACGUCCUGACCGUCUUUCAGUUCCACAGCUACAUCUUAGAGCACCAAGUCCAGGACAUGGAGACCCACCUGCUGCACCUGGCGAGAGAGGAGAGGUUUGGGGAGGUCCUGUGCAGUGGGGAUUCUCCUCGGUGUCUAACAGAACUGGAGGAGGUGCCUUUGUCGACUCUCUGGCCUCGACACGGCACCCUGAGAGCCCUGGCCUCCCUCCUCACUGCAGAAGACCCUCAGGUCAACAAGGCAGCAGCUGAUUACCUCUCCUCCGGAGCGUCAAACAGGCGCUUCAGGACGAGGGCAGUGGAGUGCUACACCCAGGCUCUGUCSGAGGCGGGAGUUCAGAGUCAGAGAGCCGCCUGCUCCGCUCUCAGCUGCCUGCAGGCAGUGGAGAGUAUCAAAGCGGUCACAGCGAUGUGUGACUCAGCUGAUGAGGAGCUUCGUCACGUGGCCAUAGAAACCCUGCUCACGUUCGGCGAGGAGGGGCGGCUGGCCUACGAGCAGCUGGACGCGGUCGUGGGGGAGAUGAUCCGUUUGGGCACGCGGCGAGGAAACGCCGUCACCACCGCCUUCUGAGACGCCUCUUAAACACAGCUGCACUGUUUCCAGGCUGGGGAGCAGCUUCAGCCCCACCCCUCCAGAACCUGGUGUUUUCUAACCUGCAGCCAAGAGGACUUCCUGUUCUUAACUUCUACUAACACCAAACCAACGGUCUUAACACACAACCUGAAGCCCUCCUGCACACACACUCAUCGUUCCCCUCCGCCUGCUUCCUGAGCCAGACACACCAGACGGGUCAAACUGGAGAUGGAAACUGGAUUUUGGACCUAAAGCUGCUGCAGAGACUGAGGGAACAUCCUGUUUUUAAAGCACCACUGCACAUACCCUGAUAUCUGGUUGAGUUAUUUGAAGCAUUUUGUUUUUCAGAAGCUUGCACACUGCUGUAGAGAGCUUGUAAAUAYGGUUUCCUCACUCAGUUUACAUCUGACGUUUCUCAUGCUUGCAGUUUAAUAAGUGCAAUUUUUUUGUACAUAUACUUUUUGCUUGUUUGCAUCGAGCUGACGUGAGACGUGACUGUCAGCUCUGACCACCUGAGCCUUGAUCUGAUACUUUUUUUUUUUUUUUGUAAAUAUACUUUUCCUGCUCGGUCAGAAGGAGCCACUGCGGGGCAGUAAAUCUGAUUUUACUCCCUGAAAAUGCACUUCCUGUGUGUUCAUAGUGGAGGAUCUGCUGAGUAUUAAUGUUGUACAGACACACAUGAGCUAAUAAGAUUAUAAAUGUUUUUUAUUACAGAAUAAUCUGUUUGGGUCUGAUUUGUUUUCUUAGGAUCUCGUGGCGAAAACCGGCGUCCAAUUCCCACUUUUCUUACAGAAACUGUACUACUGAGUCUGGUGCUGACGCACACUAACAUCUUCAUAAUAACCCAUUUUAUUUAUUUACUCUAAUUGUAUUAUUUGAACUUACUGUAUUAGAGCAGAUAUGUGAAUUUAUUGUAUAUUAUGUUAAAAGUAUUGUCAUGUUUUUACUUCAACUGGGAUUUUAUUUKAAAGGAAGUGUAUUAGAUUAAAUAUUUUGGAGAUUUGCUAACAGUUUUUUGGUAUCAAAUGUAUUCUUCCCUAAAGUUUUUAUAAGUAUUUGGACUUCCAUACAUUAAAUCUUUGAGUAGAACUACUGUAACCAAAGGAAAUUAAAAUUAAGUUUCUUUUAUUGGAGAAUGUAUUUUCAUUAUAGCCAGAAAAACAUAUCUAAAGAAGCACAAUUUAAGAUAAACUMGUUACAUUUGGGUGUAACUUCUCAGUCCAAUUCAAAGCCAUAUUAAGGGGUAGUUUUAUUUUUCCUUGUAAUAUAACCUGUAAAUGAGUGAAGAUAUUAAACUUGUCAUUUGUUUUUCUAUACAGCCUUUUUGCAAAACACGGUUUAAACUUAAAGCAAAUGUUUUAAUUUCCUGUUUUUGUGCAUAGCAUUACAGUAUUUUAGUAUUUAAAUUAACCCACUAUGUAGGCAAUAUUUCCUUUUAUGAACUUGCAGCUGACCAGUGUUUGAUUAGUGGGCAACGUUGAGUCCUGAUCACUGUAAAGAACAAGCUGGUAUAAUGUGCACAUAUUUAAACUCGUUUUUAACAAGAACGUUUUCUGAAAUUAAUCUGUGGUCAACGGCUUCUGCACUGAACCGCCUAACUCAUCUGUGGUCAGCAUUUCCUGUGCUCAAAUGUUGCAAUAAAGUUUAUUUUUGCAUAUUU
This is a messenger RNA of Austrofundulus limnaeus, 6120 nucleotides long. RefSeq names its product RHO family interacting cell polarization regulator 2 (gene ripor2). The record is from RefSeq and is a predicted model, not a curated record. Lineage: Eukaryota; Metazoa; Chordata; Actinopteri; Cyprinodontiformes; Rivulidae. Bases 1599 to 4457 code for a protein of 952 amino acids. The transcript has 18 exons.